Messenger RNA from Bombina bombina (fire-bellied toad), 4728 nucleotides. It is a transcript of the gene EPRS1, whose product is annotated as glutamyl-prolyl-tRNA synthetase 1. The record is from RefSeq and is a predicted model, not a curated record. The transcript has 31 exons. Gene Ontology annotation, molecular function: ATP binding; proline-tRNA ligase activity; glutamate-tRNA ligase activity. Gene Ontology annotation, biological process: glutamyl-tRNA aminoacylation; translation; prolyl-tRNA aminoacylation. Bases 309 to 4283 code for a protein of 1324 amino acids. Lineage: Eukaryota; Metazoa; Chordata; Amphibia; Anura; Bombinatoridae. Gene Ontology annotation, cellular component: aminoacyl-tRNA synthetase multienzyme complex; cytoplasm.
GGCCAGUAGGGGGCUGUGCGAAGUAUGUGAGAACCGGAAGUGGCUGUGUUCUGUCUCUUUCAGUCAGGAGCUUCGUGGCAGCCCCUGUAUCCAGCAUCACCAGAGACCAUGGCGCUUGCCCUCACCGUCCCCAUUAGCAGUCCUCCUCUGGGAGCUCUGUUGACCGUUGAACAUCUCAGAGACCAAGUACAGAUCAAGGUAGAUGAAGGCAAAGAAACCAGCCUUCGGGUGUCUGAUAAUGUUUCUUUCACUGAUGUGAACUCCAUCGUCAGGUACUUGGCCAGGACUUGCCAAAGAAACUAAAUUAUAUGGGGUCAAAUCUACUGGAGCACACUGAGAUAGACCAUUGGUUGGAGUUUAGUGUUACCAAGAUUUGCAAAUCCACUGAAUUUGCUGAAGCCAUCAAGGAGCUCAAUCACAUCCUUUCCACAAGGACCUACUUGGUUGGAGAUGCAUUGAGUAUAGCUGACCUGUGCGUCUGGGCUGCCUUGAAAGAAAGCAACACAUGGCAGAAGCAGUUGACACAGAACAAGGCUCCUGUACAUGUGAAACGCUGGUAUAGCUUUCUAGAGGCCCAGGGGGCUUUCAACACAGUGUGCAACAAAUGGUCUAAAAGUGUGGCACCGCAGAAAGUGGCCCCUGAAAAGAAACAAGAUGUUGGCAAGUUUGUUGAACUUCCAGGUGCAGAAAUGGGGAAGGUGGUGGUGAGAUUCCCACCAGAAGCCAGCGGCUACCUACACAUUGGACAUGCCAAAGCCGCACUGCUCAACCAACAUUACCAGGUCAACUUCAAAGGGAAAUUAAUCAUGAGGUUUGAUGACACUAACCCUGAAAAGGAGAAGGAAGAUUUUGAGAAGGUUAUUCUUGAAGAUGUUUCGCUUUUACAUAUCAAACCUGAUCAAUUCACAUACACCUCUGACCACUUUGAAACAAUAAUUAAAUAUGCAGAGAAACUAAUUCAGGAGGGAAAAGCAUAUGUGGAUGAUACCCCUGCCGAGCAAAUGAAGGCUGAGCGUGAGCAGAGAAUAGAGUCCAAACACAGGAAAAACUCUGUAGAGAAAAACCAGCAAAUGUGGGAAGAAAUGAAGAAAGGUACGACAUAUGGUCAGACAUGCUGCCUUAGAGCCAAAAUUGACAUGAACUCCAACAAUGGCUGCAUGCGAGAUCCUACCUUGUUCCGUUGCAAGAAACAGCCACAUCCAAGGACAGGAAGCAAAUACGUUGUUUACCCCACAUAUGACUUUGCCUGCCCUAUUGUGGACAGCGUGGAGGGAGUAUCCCAUGCUCUACGUACCACAGAAUACCAUGACCGGGACGAACAGUUCUACUGGAUCAUUGAUGCUCUGGGUAUCAGGAAGCCUUAUAUUUGGGAAUACAGCCGCUUAAACCUCAACAACACUCUACUGUCCAAGAGGAAGCUCACCUGGUUUGUUAAUGAAGGCCUUGUGGAUGGCUGGGAUGAUCCCAGGUUUCCUACAGUACGUGGUGUCCUUCGGAGAGGGAUGACUGUAGAGGGAUUAAAACAGUUUAUUGCUGCACAGGGAUCCUCCAGAUCUGUUGUAAACAUGGAGUGGGACAAAAUCUGGUCUUUUAACAAAAAGGUCAUAGACCCGGUUGCCCCUAGAUACACCGCUCUUUCCAAAAACCAAGUUAUCACAGUCAACAUUCCUGAUGCAGAAGAAGGCGUAACGGAAGUAGCCAAACAUCCAAAGAAUGCAGAGGUUGGCAUGAAACCAGUGUGGUAUGGUUCCAAAGUUCUCAUAGAUGGUGCUGAUGCUGAGACGUUGUCUGAAGGAGAAACAGUUACCUUUAUAAACUGGGGGAACAUUAUCAUCACUAAAAUAAACCGGGAUUCAAAUGGCAAAAUCCAGUCUAUUGACGCCAAGCUAAAUUUAGAAAACAAGGAUUACAAAAAAACUACAAAGAUAACAUGGUUGGCCGAAACUUCCCAGGCUCCCUUCACCCCAACAACUUGUGUUAAUUAUGAUCAUCUAAUCACCAAGCCUGUGCUGGGCAAAGAAGAAGACUUCAAGCAGUAUAUCAACAGAAGCAGCAAGCAAGAAGAAUUAAUGUUGGGGGACCCUUGCCUUAAGAAUCUUAAAAAAGGUGAUAUUAUCCAACUUCAGAGAAGAGGCUUUUACAUCUGCGAUGAACCAUAUGAACCUAUCAGUCCACAUAGCUGUAAGGAGGCACCGUGUGUGCUGAUUUAUAUCCCAGAUGGUCACACAAAGGAAAUGCCAACAUCCGGCUCCAAGGAAAAGACAAAAGCAGAGGCUAUAAAGAAAGAGGACAAGGUUGAUGAAGCUGUAAAAAGCCUGCUAUCUCUGAAAUCUGAAUAUAAGGAAAAGGCUGGACAGGAGUAUAAACCCGGGCAACCUCCAGCAUCUGCAAAAACAGCCUUAAAUAAUGCCCCUAGCACGCAGGCAAAUGGUUCAAUUUUUUCUGAGGCAGAAGAGUUGUUCAACAAAGUGUCUAAACAGGGGGAGGAAGUACGUAAACUAAAAGCUGAAAAAGCAGAAAAGGGUAAGGUGGAUGCUGCAGUGAAAGUUCUUCUAGAUUUGAAAACUCAAUACAAAGCCCUGACGGGAACAGAGUACAAACCAGUCUCUGCAGCAGGAUCUGAGGACAAAAAGCAAAAGGAAAAAGACAACAAGUCUGAGAAGCAGAACAAACCAGCUAAACAGGGUGAAAGCCAGAAGAAAAAGGAUUCUAGUAAAGAACAAAAUAAUGGUUCCUCUGCUGGUGGAGCAGGUGAUGGUCAAGGUCCAAAAAAACAAACCAGGCUGGGGCUAGAAGCAAAAAAGGAAGAAAAUCUUGCAGACUGGUACUCACAGGUCAUCACAAAGUCUGAAAUGAUUGAAUACUAUGAUGUGAGUGGAUGUUACAUACUUCGUCCAUGGGCAUUUGCAAUAUGGGAGUCCAUCAAAGAGUUUUUUGAUCGCGAGAUCAAAAAGCUGGGAGUGGAGAACUGCUACUUCCCCAUGUUCGUGUCUCAGGCAGCAUUAGAGAAAGAGAAGACCCACAUUGCAGACUUUGCACCAGAGGUUGCUUGGGUUACAAGGUCGGGAAAAACUGAACUAGCAGAACCUAUAGCUGUUCGACCAACAAGUGAAACUGUUAUGUAUCCUGCUUAUGCCAAAUGGGUACAGUCACAUCGGGACCUUCCUAUAAAGCUUAACCAGUGGUGUAAUGUAGUGAGAUGGGAGUUUAAACAUCCUCAGCCAUUCCUCCGCACACGUGAAUUCCUUUGGCAGGAAGGGCACACAGCAUUUGCUACUUACGAGGAAGCUGCAGAGGAGGUACUGCAGAUCUUAGAUUUCUAUGCCAGAGUAUAUGAAGAUCUCUUGGCUAUUCCUGUUGUUAAAGGAAGAAAGACUGAAAAAGAAAAAUUUGCUGGAGGUGACUACACAACAACAGUAGAAGCUUUCAUAUCUGCCAGCGGUCGAGCCAUUCAGGGAGCAACGUCACACCAUCUUGGCCAGAACUUUUCCAAAAUGUUUGAAAUUAUCUUUGAAGAUCCCAAGAAACCAGGAGAAAAACAGUAUGCCUAUCAGAACUCUUGGGGCCUUACAACACGAACGAUUGGCGUAAUGACAAUGGUUCAUGGAGACAACAUGGGUCUUGUACUCCCGCCUCAUGUGGCCUGUGUCCAGGUUAUAAUAAUCCCUUGUGGUAUUACAAACACUCUCUCUGAAGAAGACCGAGAUGCUCUCCUAAAUAAAUGCAACCAGUAUUUAAAGCGUCUUCUGGAUGUGAAUAUCCGGGCACGAGCAGAUCUACGGGAUAACUACUCCCCAGGCUGGAAAUUCAAUCAUUGGGAGCUUAAGGGUGUUCCAAUCAGACUUGAAGUUGGCCCAAGAGACAUGAAAAACCAACAGUUUGUUGCUGUGAAGAGAGAUACUGGAGAAAAACUAACCAUUCCUGAAGCCCAGGCUGAAAGUAAACUGAAGGACAUAUUAGAAGACAUUCACACCAACCUGUACAACAGGGCACUCAAUGACCUGAAGAGCCAUAUGUUGGUAGCUGACUCAAUGGAAGAAUUUCAGAAACAGCUGGACUCAGGAAAGAUUGUUCAGAUUCCUUUCUGUGGUGAAAGUGACUGUGAAGACUGGAUCAAGAAGACCACGGCCAGGGAUCAAGAUCUUGAGCCAGGAGCACCAUCUAUGGGAGCUAAAAGUCUCUGUAUCCCUUUCAAACCACUCCAAGAGCUAAAACCAGGAGCUAAAUGUGUGUGUAACAAGAACCCAGCCAAGUACUACACCCUCUUUGGCCGCAGUUACUAGUGGAGACUUUGACAACCUUUACUAAGCUCUUUUAAAAAAAAUAAAAAUAACUGAAUCUCAGUCAACAGAAUAUAGGACCCAUCCUUGGUGUAGUCACAUCCUCUAUACACCUAAAACAAUAAAACUUAUUGUGAUUAGACUUGCUUUGUGUUAUUUGUUUAAGGGGCCAAAGCAGCGGGUGAAGAAUGGAAAAAAAAUAAAAUGGAGGCCAUGUCUUUAUGAAGAGUGGGUCUGUAACCAAAAUGUUCCUUAUGCUAUAUGGUUGAAAACAAGAUCUGUCUAUGCUCUCAGUAUAGGUGACACUGCAGCCCACAGUUUAUUUCUCAGCCUGUUUUAUUAUCGUAAUAAUAAAGCACUGAGCAGUGGGUUAUACUUAAUAUAAAUCAUUGCAAUAUGUAUUAUUCAUCACUUAAAAAAAGUAAUAAAAAUGUAAAAUUCUUUUAAA